Molecule: messenger RNA, 4706 nt
Organism: Brassica oleracea var. oleracea
Lineage: Eukaryota; Viridiplantae; Streptophyta; Magnoliopsida; Brassicales; Brassicaceae
Exons: 22
Coding region: 270-4385 (1371 amino acids)
Molecular function (GO): protein binding
Source: RefSeq, a predicted model, not a curated record
GGCCUUCUCGCUUCGCGUUUCGCUUCCGAAACCACAACCGGAUUUUUUUCUAUGUUCGUCGAUUGUAGUGGUUGAUCGGGUCUUUUUUCUUUGAUAACCGGUGGAUCCAAUCGAUUCUGGAUCCGAUCUGUUUACUCUUCUGCUGUGCGUAGCUGAAUUUUCUGCAGAGGAGUUCUAGUGAAUCUCUGAAUCGUCUCUGCGGAUGCAAUUGAGCUCUUCAGAUUCGUGAGUUGUUUCAUUGAUCUUCGAGGACCGUCAGAGAGAUCGAAAUGUUACGCGCGAGAGCAUUUCGGCAGACCAAUGGUAAGAUCGUGAAGAUUCAGGUGCAUCCCACGCAUCCGUGGAUUGUUACGGCCGAUGAUACGGAUCACGUCUCCGUCUGGAACUGGGAGCAUCGUCAGGUGAUUUAUGAAUUGAAAGCCGGUGGAGUCGACGAGCGCCGUUUAGUUGGUGCUAAGUUAGAGAAGCUUGCUGAGGGAGACUCCGACUAUAAAGGCAAGCCUACUGAAGCUAUUCGAGGGGGAAGUGUCAAGCAGGUGAAGUUUUACGACGAUGAUGUGCGUUAUUGGCAACUGUGGCGCAAUCGCUCUGCAGCUGCUGAAUCUCCAUCUGCUGUCAAUCAUCUCACGUCCGGUUUCACUUCUCCUGCUCCGUCGACUAAAGGCCGGCAUUUUCUGGUUAUCUGUUGUGAGAAUAAAGCCAUUUUCUUGGACUUAGUGACAAUGCGUGGCCGAGAUGUGCCUAAGUCAGAGCUUGACAAUAGGUCACUUCUCUGCAUGGAGUUCCUUACCAGAUCAUCUGGUGGUGAUGGCCCUUUAGUUGCAUUUGGUUCAACUGAUGGUGUCAUUAGGGUUUUAUCAAUGAUAACAUGGAAGCUUGCGCGUAGAUAUACUGGUGGCCAUAAAGGAUCAAUUUAUUGCUUGAUGAAUUUCAUGGCAUCAUCUGGCGAGGCACUCCUCGUUUCAGGUGGCAGUGAUGGGUUACUUGUACUGUGGAGUGCCGAUCAUGGCAGUGAUUCAAGGGAACUAGUACCCAAGCUCAGCUUAAAGGCACAUGAUGGUGGAGUAGUGGCUGUUGAGUUGUCACGGGUAAGUGGCAGUGCUCCACAAUUGAUUACAAUCGGUGCUGACAAGACAUUGGCUAUAUGGGACACAAUGACAUUUAAGGAGCUACGGAGAAUUAAACCUGUCCCGAAGCUAGCUUGCCACAGUGUUGCAUCUUGGUGUCACCCUCGCGCCCCAAACCUUGAUAUUUUGACAUGCGUUAAAGAUUCACACAUAUGGUCUAUUGAGCAUCCAACUUAUUCGGCUUUGACAAGGCCAUUAUGUGAACUUUCUUCCUUGGUUCCGCCUCAAGUACUUGCAACCCACAGAAAACUUAGGGUCUAUUGUAUGGUUGCACAUCCUCUUCAGCCACAUCUCGUCGCAACUGGUACCAAUGUUGGUAUUAUAGUUAGUGAAUUUGAUCCUCGUGCCAUCCCGUCUGCAGCCCCUCUACCGGCACUGUCUGGAAGUCGGGAGAAUUCAGCUGUAUAUAUCCUUGGAAGAGAAUUAAAGCUCUUAAACUUUCAAAUAUCCAACACAGCCAACCCAUCCCUUGGAAAUAAUAGUGCCUUAUCCGAAUCAGGAAUGUCUAAGGGAGACUCAGGUGAACAGUUGACUGUAAAGCAGACUAAAAAGCAGAUUGUGGCACCUGUUCCACAUGAUUCAUACUCGGUUCUUUCUGUAAGCAGUUCAGGAAAGUAUGUGGCAGUUGUAUGGCCUGAUAUCUUGUACUUCUCUAUCUACAAGGUUAGUGACUGGACCAUUGUAGAUUCUGGAAGUGCAAGACUUUUGGCUUGGGAUACAUGUCGAGAUAGAUUUGCGAUACUAGAAUCUGUAUUACCUCAAAGGAUGCCUAUAAUCCCAAAGGGUGGUUCAUCAAGGAAGGCGAAAGAAGCCGCUGCAGCCGCAGCUCAAGCCGCCGCUGCUGCUAAUGCAGCUUCAUCAGCUAGUGUUCAAGUUCGUAUUCUCUUGGAUGAUGGAACCUCAAACAUUCUCAUGAGAUCUGUAGGAGGUCGCUCUGAACCGGUCAUUGGACUGCAUGGUGGUGCUCUACUUGGAAUAGGCUAUCGUACAUCCCGAAGGAUUAGUCCUGUUGCUGCUUCAGCUAUUUCAACCAUUCAGUCGAUGCCACUCUCAGGAUUUGGAAACAGUAAUGUUUCUUCGUUUUCCAGCUAUGAUGAUGGUUCUUCGCAGAGAUCUACCGAGUCCGCACCCCUAAACUACCAGCUCUACAGUUGGGAAAAUUUUGAGCCAGUAGGUGGUAUGCUAACUCAGCCAGAGUGGACGGCGUGGGACCAAACAGUUGAGUAUUGUGCUUUUGCUUAUCAAAAAUACAUGGUCAUAUCGUCGUUGCGCCCUCAGUAUAGAUAUCUUGGUGAUGUUGCCAUUUCACAUGCUACUGGAGCUGUUUGGCACCGCAGACAGCUGUUUGUGGCUACACCAACCACAAUUGAAUGUGUUUUUGUGGAUGCGGGAGUUUCUGAAAUUGAUAUAGAGACUAUGAAGAUGAAGGAAGAAAUUAAACUUAAGGAGGCACAGGCUAGAGCAGUUGCAGAGCAUGGUGAGUUAGCCUUAAUCACAGUAGAGGGUGCCCAGAGUGCCAAGCAAGAAAGGAUAUUAUUGAGGCCCCCGAUGUUGCAGGUGGUACGUUUAGCUUCUUUCCAAAACGCUCCAUCUGUUCCACCAUUUUUAUCAUUGCCGAGACAAUCUAGAGGUGAUGGUGAUGACAUGGAUGAAAGAAGGGCCAGCGAGGUAGCUGUAGGUGGUGGUGGAGUCUCAGUUGCUGUUACUCGUUUCCCAGUGGAGCAGAAACGACCAGUGGGGCCUCUUGUUGUUGCUGGUGUACGGGAUGGAGUUUUGUGGCUCAUCGACAGGUACAUGUGUGCCCAUGCCAUAUCAUUGAGCCAUCCUGGUAUCCGUUGUCGCUGUCUUGCUGCAUACGGGGAUGCUGUUAGUGCAGUUAAAUGGGCAAGUAGACUUGGGAGAGAACAUCAUGACGAUCUUGCACAGUUUAUGUUAGGGAUGGGAUAUGCAACAGAAGCUCUUCAUUUGCCUGGAAUAUCUAAGAGGCUGGAGUUUGACUUAGCAAUGCAGAGCAAUGAUCUGAAGAGGGCUCUUCAUUGUCUUCUCACAAUGAGUAAUAGCAGGGACAUUGGACAGGACGGUUUAGGGCUGGAUUUGAGUGACAUUCUCUCUUUGACAGCUGAGAAGAAAGAAGACGUUGUUGAAGCUGUGGAGGGAAUAGUGAAAUUCGCGAAGGAGUUUCUCGACCUUAUAGAUGCUGCAGAUGCCACUGGGCACGCUGACAUAGCUCGCGAAGCCCUAAAAAGACUAGCCACUGCAGGUUCGGUCAAAGGCGCUUUACAGGGUCACGAGUUGCGAGGCCUUGCAUUACGCCUAGCAAACCAUGGAGAAUUGACACGCUUAAGUGGUCUGAUAAACAAUCUGAUCUCCAUAGGCCUCGGGCGAGAAUCAGCAUUUGCUGCUGCAGUUCUGGGUGACAAUGCGCUUAUGGAGAAGGCAUGGCAAGACACGGGAAUGCUCGCAGAAGCUGUGCUUCAUGCCCAUGCACAUGGUCGUCCAACUCUAAAGAACUUGGUCCAGGCUUGGAAUAAAACACUACAGAAGGAAGUUGAGCAAGCUCCAUCUUCUAAGACAGAUGCUGCAAGUGCGUUUUUGGCCUCGCUUGAGGAUCCAAAGCUCACGAGUUUAUCUGAUGCAUCCAAAAAGCCUCCAAUCGAGAUUCUCCCUCCCGGAAUGUCUUCAAUCUUUGCUUCCAUCUCUGCUCCCAAAAAACCUCUACCCGCACUGAAGCCGCAAGAACCAACUAAGCCAUUGGCUAUUGAAGAACCAGCUAAGCCGUUGGCUAUUGAAGCUCCUCCAUCUUCUGAGCAACCACAGACCGAGUCAGCGCCUGAAACUGCAGCUGAUCCUGAGUCAGCUGCACCGGAAACUGCAGCUGCUUCUGAGUCAGCAGCACCAGAAACUGCAGCUGUUUCCGAGUCAGAAGCACGAGAAACUGCAGCUGGUUCUGAAUCAGCAGCACCGGAAACUGCAGCUGUUGCUGAGACAGCAGAACAUGUGGAUAAACCAGUGACAGAGACAGUAUCUGAGCCUCUUGUAGUCGAGGAAACACCUUCGGAAGAAAAAAGUGAACCGUCUUCAACUCCAAACACAGAAACAGCUCUAGACGCCACAGAGGAUAAUAGCCAAACAAUUCCACCGCCACCGCCGCCUGAACCCGUUACAACAGCAGUGAAACCAACAGAGAAUGCAGCAACCGGAAGGCAGCAAGUAACCUAUCCUCCAAUAAGAAGCCAACCAAUUGACUUUGGUUUCUAGGAUGGCUAAAGCCAAGUUUGCACAGAAGAUCCCAAAACCAAAGACAACGGGUAUGUAUAUCGUUUUAGGUGUACAUCCAUAAUCAAGCUUCGUGGCCAUAUUGAGUAGAGGAAGAAGACGAUGCUAUUCAUCACAGUAUCUGCGUGUCUUAAUUUGGUUAUAUUUUGUAAUGUGUCAUUUUCGUUUUCGUAUUUGUUGGUUUGUAUUACUAUUAAACAAAAGAAAAACUCUCUGAGGUACGUUUAUGUGAAGCGUGUAAACUGAUCGAAAGAGAUUUGGUUGGUUUGAUAAACGUUAUAUAUAUAUUUUUAUUUGAUUUAA